AUGGCCGACGAAGCAGCUCGUGCGCUCAUGCCGCUGAGCGACGUUCAAACAAUCGGAGACUAUGACUCUGCCGAUGCUUUCUUCACGGAUAGAAACCCUAUCCAUCCACCACUUCCUGCAAGGAAUGACUAUGAGAUCAAGCCUCAGAUCAUAGCAUUGGUUAGACAGAACCAAUUCAAUGGCCUUCCAGCCGAACAUCCUCUUGAUCACAUAGAAAACUUUGAAGAGAUUUGCAGCACUACUAGAUCCAAUGGAGUCUCAGCUGACUACUUGAAGUGCAAGCUCUUUUCAUUCUCUCUUGGCGACAAAGCUUCAAGAUGGUUGAAGUCUCUGCCAGCUCACUCCAUCACCACUUGGGAUGAGUACAAGGCCGCUUUCAUCAACCACUUCUACACCAAGCAAAGAUCAGUUUCUGUAGGAACAAGAUCUCCAACUUUCGCCAAGCCACUAAUGAAUCUUUCUAUGAGGCGCUAG
Messenger RNA from Microthlaspi erraticum, 474 nucleotides. NCBI's taxonomy places the organism in Eukaryota, Viridiplantae, Streptophyta, Magnoliopsida, Brassicales, Brassicaceae. The record is from the annotation of a GenBank genome assembly.